Acytostelium subglobosum LB1 is the source of this 3591-nucleotide messenger RNA. RefSeq lists its product as hypothetical. Lineage: Eukaryota; Evosea; Eumycetozoa; Acytosteliales; Acytosteliaceae. Gene Ontology annotation, biological process: aggregation involved in sorocarp development; sorocarp morphogenesis. The annotation marks the transcript as partial. The transcript has 2 exons. Gene Ontology annotation, cellular component: membrane. Gene Ontology annotation, molecular function: ATP hydrolysis activity; ABC-type transporter activity; ATP binding. The record is from RefSeq and is a predicted model, not a curated record.
UAUAAUAAUAAUCAAUUAAGUCAACAUAUAACAUCACAUGUCAGUCCAAAUAAGACUGGAAUGUAUGUUGUUGCCAAGGGAUUGAGCCUCAAGGUCGACACCAACCCCAAGCCAAUUUGGAAAUCAUUGGUCUCCAAUACAAAGGUUGUACAACCUCAACAUGACCCUGCAACCAAGACCCUGCUCAAUGAUCUCAACUUCUCAUUACAACCUGGCCGCAUGGUACUCUUGAUGGGUCCUCCAUCGUCUGGCAAAUCAAUUCUACUCCAACUUCUGGCCAACAGACAUCCCAAGCAACACAGUACCAUCGACGGACAACUAUUGUUCAAUGGUCAUGUGGCGGACGACAAGACACAUCACCGCGACACAAUAUUCGUUCCACAGGACGAUCGCCACAUACCCAUACUCACGGUUCAGCAGACGAUGGACUUCUCGGCCAACUGCAACAUGGGCCAGCAGUCUAGAGAGCAGGCCAAGAAGGAGCGAGUCGACCUCAUAUUGGAGAUGGUCGGACUGACCGAGCAGAGGAAUACACUGGUUGGCGAUGAACUCAUUCGUGGCAUAUCAGGUGGACAGAAGAGACGUGUCACUCUGGCGUCUGAGUUUACAAAGUGUCCUAAUCUUAUAUUGAUGGAUGAGCCUACCACUGGAUUGGACUCUGCCACCUCAUUCAACAUUUGCAAUCAUGUCAAGACCAUUGCCAUCGAAUCCAAGUCAUCAGCAGUCCUUUCAUUAUUACAACCAAGUCCAGAGUUAUUCACACUAUUUGAUGAUGUCAUCCUACUUGGUGAGCAUGGUACACUCUGUUACUUUGGCCCACGUGAACAACUACUCCCAUCAACAUUGUUGGAUGAUAUCAAACUUUGUUUGAGUAGACAGUUCACAGUGAUGAAGAUGGUCAGGAAGCAAUAUAUUGUACGUUUCGUACAGGCCAUUGUAAUGGGAUUCGUACUUGGUUCAUUGUUCUUCCAACUGGGCGACACUCAGACUGGCGGCCGCAACAGAUUCGCCAUACUCUACUUUGCAAUGAACCUUCACAUCUGGACGUCGUACCCCUCGAUCGAGGAGUUCCAUCAGCUGCGCCCAGUGUUCUAUCUCCAACAGGAUGGCAAAUAUUAUCGAGCAUUCGCAUAUUUCCUCUCAUUGGUUGUCUCCAAGUUCCCCGUGUCAUUCAUCGAGUCAACAUUGUUCGCCACCAUAUGUUAUUGGACUGCUGGAUUCAAUGCCAGUGCAGACAGAUUCUUUGUGUUCAUCAUAUGCAAUGCAUUGACAAACAUUGUUGCACAGGGACUGUUCCAGUGCGCAUCGGCAUACUCAUCGACCCAGCUCAAGGCAUCAUUGGUGACACCAGCCAUCAUACUUUUGUUCAUGAUCUCAUCUGGCUUCAUCCUGCCACGCACCAACUAUCCAGAUUGGUGGAUAUGGUUGUACUAUCUCGACCCACUCAAGUACGUGCUGGAUGCGCUGGCCUCCAAUGAGAUGGUGGACAAGACAUUCCAUUGUGCGCCCCACGAGAGGAUCCCGCCACCCACCCUCCAACUAUUUGGAUUCAAUGAUACAUUGUCAUGGCGAUGGAUCGACUUGUUCAUCGUGGUCUGCUACGCAUUUGUAUUGUUCACACUCUUCUUUAUUGGAUUGAAAUGGCUUCGCUUCGAGACCAAGAAGCCACCAAGGACAAUAUCAUAUGGCAUCAAGGUAAAGAAGGACAGGAAGAAUACCAUCAUUGACGCGAACAAUGUUGCCAUGGCCAACAAUGGAGGAUGUUACAUGACCAUUGAGAACCUGAACUACUCAGUCCAGGUCAAGAAGAGGAAUGAACAUACGGGCAAGACUGAGAAGGCAAAGUUGCAGCUGCUCAACAACAUCAAUGCAUUUGUCAAACCUGGCAUGAUGGCGUUGAUGGGCCCAUCUGGCGCAGGCAAGUCAACUCUUUUGGACAUAUUGGCCAAGAGGAAGAAUGGAGGCGAGAUCACUGGACAAGUGUCAAUCAAUGGUCAAUCAAUUGACUCGAUGCAACUCACUCGAUUCACCGCCUAUGUUGAACAACAAGAUAUAUUGCCAGAGAAUCUCACUGUGAAGGAGGCCGUCUACAUGUCUGCCUUGUGUCGCCUGCCAGAUACAAUGCCCAACGAGGACAAGAUGAAGUUGGUGGAGGAGAUCAUCAAGUUGCUACACUUGACCAAGGUCCAGGACUCAAAGAUCGGUCUCAAUCCAAUGGUAGGCAUUUCAUUGGCCAAUCGCAAGAAGGUCAGCAUUGCAAUCGAGAUGGCUGCCGACCCCCAGCUACUGUUCUUGGACGAGCCCACCUCUGGUCUGGACUCAACUGCUGCACUCAAAGUGAUGAACUGUAUACGCAAGGUGGUCAAGAGUGGACGAACAGUUAUAUGCACCAUCCAUCAACCAUCACAAGAGAUCUUUGAAGAGUUUGAUCAGUUAUUGUUGUUGGCCAAGGGUGAGGUCAUAUACUUUGGAGACACUGGACCCAAUUGCCAGACCGUCGUCGACUACUUUGCUCAUCAAGGCUAUCAUAUGCAACAUGGAAGGAAUGCCGCCGACUUCAUACUUGAGGUGGCCGAGCUGCGUGACGAGGCCAGGAACCCAAUCCAGUAUUACCGUGCAUCAACUGAGUGCCAGACCACAACUGAGCAGCUGACCAACAAGCAGGUUGUGCCAACUGGUGUUACUGUGCCCAAGUUCACCAACAUGUAUGGUUCGUCAUUGAGGACUCAGAUGUACUGCCUGACCAAACGUGCAUGGCUCAAUCAUGUUAGACGUCCAACAACAAUCUUGAUCAGAUUCCUUCGUGGAAUCAUCCCAGCCUUUAUCUUGGGCACGAUGUUCCUUCGACUUGAUCACGAUCAAUCAGGUGCCCGAAAUAGAUUGGCAAUGAUCUUCCAAUCGUUUGUGUUUGCUGGUAUUUCAUCUGUGUCCAAGAUACCAAUGGCAUUGGAGGAUCGAUCACUAUUCUACCGCGAGAAACAAUCUGGAACGUACCCGCCAUUCAUUUACCUUGCCGCUACAUUGGUGACCGAUCUGCCGAUGGUCGUGAUGACCUCGCUCGUCUACUGGAUCCCAUUCUUCUUGUUGAGUGGCAUGGAUGGUGGCGAGGGCGGGGGCAAGUUCUUCUUCAGUCUCCUCAUCUACUUCCUCAUGACACUCUGCUACGACAACCUUGCCUUGAUGUUUGCCUUUGUGAUGCCCGAACUGCCCGUGGCUGCACUGAUCAGUUCAAUGGCGCUCAACUUCCUCGGACUGUUUGGCGGCUUCUUCAUCCCGGGUCCAGACAUCCCACGAGGAUGGAAGUGGCUACAUUGGUUGAUGUUCUCACGUUAUGGUCUUGAGUCGAUUGGUGUAACAGAGUUGCGAGGCGCAACAUUUGAUUGUCCCAAUGAUGUUGGUGCCUAUCCAAUACCCGUGGGCAAGAACACAAUGAUGUUCUGUCCAAUCACAUCAGGCGAUACACUCCUCGAACGAUAUGGACUUGAGUAUGACCGAGUGAAUUGGAACAUAUUCAUGUUGAUCGCCUUCAACAUUGCCUACAUUAUGCUCAGUUUCCUGGCGCUCACAUUCAUUCGUCAUCAGCGUAAAUAA